Molecule: messenger RNA, 3822 nt
Organism: Sciurus carolinensis (gray squirrel)
Lineage: Eukaryota; Metazoa; Chordata; Mammalia; Rodentia; Sciuridae
Gene: Eif2ak3
Product: eukaryotic translation initiation factor 2 alpha kinase 3
Exons: 16
Coding region: 146-3022 (958 amino acids)
Biological process (GO): protein phosphorylation
Molecular function (GO): ATP binding; protein kinase activity
Source: RefSeq, a predicted model, not a curated record
GUCCCUGGUGAUCAUCAGCACUCUAGAUGGUCGGAUUGCUGCCUUGGACGCUGAGAAUCGCGGUAAAAAGCAGUGGGAUCUGGACGUGGGAUCCGGGGCCCUGGUCUCGUCCAGCCUCAGUAAGCCCGAGGUGUUCGGGAAUAAGAUGAUCAUUCCUUCCCUGGACGGGGACCUGUUCCAGUGGGACCGGGACCGGGAGAGCAUGGAGACGGUUCCUUUCACCGUGGAAUCUCUCCUGGAAGCUUCCUACAAGUUCGGAGACGACGUAGUUCUGGUUGGAGGAAAAUCUCUCACGACAUAUGGACUCAGUGCGUACAGUGGGAAGUUGCGGUACAUCUGUUCUGCCCUGGGCUGUCGCCGAUGGGACAGCGAUGAGCUGGAGGAGGAGGAGGAGGACAUCCUGCUCCUGCAGCGCACCCAGAAGACCGUGCGGGCAGUGGGACCUCGCAGCGGCAGUGAGAAGUGGAAUUUCAGUGUUGGCCACUUUGAACUUCGGUAUAUUCCAGACAUGGAAACUAGAGCCGGAUUUAUUGAAAGCAACUUUAGACCCAGUGGAAACAAAGAAGAGUCUAAGAUUAUUUCAGAUGUGGACGAGCAGGAAGCCGCCAUGCUGGACACGGUGAUAAAGGUCUCGGUGGCCGACUGGAAGGUCGUGGCGUUCAGUAAGAAGGGAGGACACCUGGAGUGGGAGCACCAGUUCUGCACUCCGAUCGCGUCGGCCUGGCUGGUCAGGGACGGCAAAGUCAUCCCCAUCAGCCUCUUUGACGACACGAGUUACGCGUCCCCAGAUGAGGGGUCCGAGGACGAGGAGGACAUCGUGGAAGCUGCCCGAGGGGCCACGGAGAGCAGCGUGUACCUGGGAAUGUACAGAGGCCAGCUGUACCUGCAGUCCUCAGUCCGGAUUUCAGAAAAGUUUCCUGCAAAUCCCAAGGCCUUGGAAUCUGUCAGUAGUGGAAAUGAGAUCAUUCCUUUGCCAACAAUCAAGUGGAAACCCUUAAUCCAUUCUCCUUCCAGAACUCCUGUCUUGGUAGGCUCUGACGAAUUCGACAAGUGUCUGAGUAAUGAUAAGUUUUCUCACGAAGAGUACAGCAACGGUGCACUCUCAGUCCUUCAGUACCCCUAUGAUAACGGUUACUACCUGCCGUACUACAAGAGGGAGCGCAGCAAGCGGAGCACGCAGAUCACCGUCCGGUUCCUGGACAGCCCCAGCUACCCGAAGAACAUGCGCAGGAAGGACCCCGUUCUCCUCCUGCACUGGUGGAAGGAGAUCGUGGGGACCAUUCUGUUCUGCAUCGCAGCGACCACGUUCAUCGUGCGCAGACUCUUCCACCCUCAGCUGCACCGGCAAAGGAAGGAAUCUGAAACUCAGUGUCAAACUGAAAAUAAGUAUGACUGCACAAGUGACCAGGCCGGUGCCAGGAGCCGAGGCGACGCGAAGAGCUCAGGAUACGUGUCUCGCUACCUGGCAGACUUCGAGCCUGUUCAGUGCCUGGGCCGGGGCGGCUUCGGCGUCGUCUUCGAGGCUAGAAACAAGGUGGAUGACUGCAACUACGCCAUCAAGAGGAUCCGGCUGCCCAACAGGGAAUUGGCUAGAGAGAAGGUCAUGCGGGAGGUGAAAGCCCUGGCCAAGCUGGAGCACCCGGGCAUCGUCAGGUACUUCAACGCCUGGCUGGAGGCGCCACCCGAGGAGUGGCAGGAGAAGAUGGACGAAGUGUGGCUCAAGGACGAGAGCACAGAGUGGCCGCUCAGCUCGCCCAGCCUGCUGGACGCACCCUCGGUUAAAAUUCGCAGAAUGGACCCUUUCUCCUCAAAAGAGCAUGUCGAAGUCAUCGCUCCUUCGCCGCAGAGAAGCGCGUCUUUCUCAGUGGGCAUCUCCUGCGGCCAGACCAGCUCUUCUGAGAGCCGGUUCUCUCCUCUGGAGUUCUCGGACGUGGAUCUCGGCGACGCCCGAGGGUCGGGGGCUGCGCCGAGCGGCCGCGAGGACCACCUCCUCGCGGACCGGGGUGUGGAGGGCGGCCCUGCCGGCGGCAGUGGCGGGGGGCACCCCGUCGUGCCCCGUCCCUCGGAGGCGCGCCCCGCCGCGAGGCCGGGGGAGCGGACCUCCUCCUCCAUCGUCUUCGAGGACUCCGGCUGCGACAACGCAUCCAGCGGGGAAGGGCGCGGGACGCAGCGACUGCGCAUCGGCAGCCUCCUUGCGCACAGAGUGGCAGCUUUCCAGUGCUCCGGCAGCAGGUCAUCUCCCGAAGCCACCCUGUCCGUCUCUCCCCCAAGACCGACCACGCUCAGCUUGGAUCUCUCCAGGAGCACGGCGGAGAAACUGCAGCCCAGCUCCCCGAAGGUGUAUCUGUACAUCCAGAUGCAGCUGUGCAGGAAGGAGACCCUCAAGGACUGGCUGAACCGCCGCUGCACCUUGGAGGAGAGGGAGCGCGGCGCGUGCCUGCACAUCUUCCUGCAGAUUGCCGAGGCCGUGGAGUUCCUGCACGGCAAGGGCCUCAUGCACAGGGACCUCAAGCCUUCCAACAUAUUCUUCACAGUGGACGACGUGGUCAAGGUGGGAGACUUCGGGUUAGUGACUGCGAUGGACCAGGACGAGGACGAGCGGACGGUCCUGACCCCGAUGCCAGCCUACGCCACACACACGGGACAAGUGGGGACCAAGCUGUACAUGAGCCCAGAGCAGAUUCGUGGGAACAGCUACUCUCAUAAAGUGGACAUCUUUUCUCUGGGCCUGAUUCUGUUUGAAUUGCUGUACCCAUUCAGCACUCAGAUGGAGAGAGUUCGGACCUUGACUGAUGUAAGGAAUCUCAAAUUUCCACCGCUGUUCACCCAGAAGUACCCUCGGGAGUUCGCAGUGGUCCAGGACAUGCUCUCUCCCUGCCCCACGGAGCGGCCUGAAGCCACGGACAUCAUUGAAGACGGGGUGUUCGAGGACCUGGCCGUCCCGGGGAAGACCCUGCUCAGACAGCGGUCUCGCUCCUUGAGUUCCUCGGGGGCCAGGCAGCCCAGGCAGCCCAGCAGUUAGCCGCGCCCGCCGUGGGCCACCGCCUCCUCCCUCGGGGGCCGUCCACUGCCCUCACUCCAUUUUACAUUGGCCUGCACGUUCUGCACCACACUCCGCGGGGUCCGGUCACAUCACUGUGGCUGGACCUGAGGAGAGGCCGUCUGAAAGGCCGAGCUCCGCGCUCCGCUGGCCGAGCUCGCCUUGGCCCAGAGGUGGGCGUCCGAGAGACAGAUCCAAAGUGGGAGUGUUUCUGCAGCCCGGCCGCUCUGCAGUGACGGUUGCUCUAGAAACGUGCUUUCUAGAGGUGGCACCAUUGCGAAGCCGAUUCCUAGAAGGCCGACUCCACCCCUGUCCUGCGGGCAGACGGGGCACCGCUGGGGGACAGCUGGCUCUGUCACCUGACGUCCUGCUGGCUGCUCCUCACGUGGCUCUAGGGAGGGCUGAGGCUUCCUGUGUUGUCACCUGCAGUAAAGGGAAAUGACGCUUUUACGUACAUGGGCCACAAGUGCUGGUUCGGGAAGGAAAAGAGCUAUAGUAAGAAAUGAAUUCCUAUCGCAACUAACUUCUUCAAUCGAGGACUAAACCUGAUCAUGCCGCAUACGUAAGCUUCUAGGUUGCCAGGUCCCCCAGGUGAUUAUAGAUACGUUCAAUCAUCUCUCGUUAACGUGUUUUUAUUUUCCCCUGUAAAUAUGUUUAUUUUUUAUUUAUCAAAAUUCUGAAAUCAAUCCAUUUGGGUUGGUGGUGUACAGAACGCACAUAAGUGUGUUAACUAUUGUGACUUCUUUCAAGUCUAAAUGAUUUAAUAAAACUUUUUUAAAAUA